UCUCUUUCUUUAUUCCUCAGUCUCUUCUCUUCACUUCUCUCACUCCUACAACCGCAAACCCACAAUGGAUUCUUUCUCUCUCCUCUGCACCGGAGCGCUCCUCGCCGGCGGCCUCUACUGGUUCGUGUGCGUACUGGGCCCAGCCGAGCAGAAGGGAAAGCGCGCCACGGAUCUGUCUGGCGGCUCCAUUUCCGCGGAGAAAGUCCAGGACAACUACAAGCAGUACUGGUCGUUCUUCCGCCGCCCAAAGGAGAUCGAAACGGCCGAGAAAGUCCCGGACUUCGUGGACACCUUCUACAAUUUAGUGACCGACAUCUAUGAGUGGGGGUGGGGCCAGUCCUUCCACUUCUCCCCCUCGAUCCCCGGCAAGUCCCACCAUGAAGCCACGCGCCUCCACGAGGAGAUGGCAGUGGAUCUCAUCCAGGCCGGCCCAGGAGACAGAGUCCUGGACGUGGGCUGCGGCGUGGGCGGGCCAAUGCGCGCCAUCGCGGCCCACUCCCGCGCUAACGUUGUGGGAAUCACAAUCAACGACUACCAGGUGAAUCGCGCCCGCCUCCACAACAAGAAAGCCAAUCUGGACUCCCUCUGCGAGGUCGUCUGCGGCAAUUUCCUCAACAUGCCCUUCCCCGACAACUCCUUCGACGGCGCAUAUUCCAUCGAGGCCACGUGUCACGCUCCCAAACUCGAACAGGUCUACGCUGAAAUCUUCCGCAUGUUGAAACCCGGUGCGCUCUACGUAUCGUAUGAGUGGGUCACCACAGACAAGUACCACGCCGACGACCCUGAACACGUGGAGGUCAUCCAGGGCAUUGAGAGGGGUGACGCCUUGCCUGGCCUCAGAAGCCACACUGACAUAGCCGAAACCGCGCGUAAGGUAGGGUUUGUCGUGGUUAAGGAACAGGAUCUGGCUAAGCCCCCUGCUCAACCCUGGUGGAGCCGCCUCAAGAUGGGCCGGAUCGCCUACUGGCGAAACCACAUCGUGGUCACCGUUCUUGCUGCCUUGGGAAUUGCACCCAAGGGGACCGUCGACGUCCACGAGAUGCUUUUCAAGACAGCUGAUUAUUUGACAAGAGGGGGCGACUCUGGGAUUUUCUCACCGAUGCACAUGAUCCUCUGCAGAAAGCCCAACGACAGUGACGACCACGUCCAAACCUGAGUUUCUACGUCAAAUUGGAAAACAAAAACAGCUACUCCUUUCUUGUUUCCGGUACCCUUUUUCUUUUUCAUAAUAAUAAUUAUUAUUAGUAUCUUUGGUUUAACUUAUUUUAGCUUUUGUUAUUACUAUGAUUAGUAUGAACUUGGUGUAAUUCGGAUUUUGAUCUUUCUAUUUUAAAUUUGAAUUUUGCAAUGUAUCACAUUUGAUUGA
Molecule: messenger RNA, 1366 nt
Organism: Vigna umbellata (rice bean)
Lineage: Eukaryota; Viridiplantae; Streptophyta; Magnoliopsida; Fabales; Fabaceae
Product: 24-methylenesterol C-methyltransferase 2
Biological process (GO): steroid biosynthetic process
Molecular function (GO): S-adenosylmethionine-dependent methyltransferase activity
Source: RefSeq, a predicted model, not a curated record